UCUCUCUCUCUCGGUCUCGAUUUCUGAAUUCUCACUAUAACACAAAUAAGAGGAAGCAAAAUCUAUUUGAUCUGGUUCUGAAGAUUUCGAAAAGAUGUCAUGUUUGGGUAGGGUUUUGUCUGUUUCCUACCCGCCGGAUCCGUACAAGUACAACCCGCGGUUUUCAGGGCAUAAACUACCUUCACUACGGCGUAAUCGGAGAUUCAGAUGGCGAGUCACGGCGUUCGAACCUGAAUCUUCUUCCUCACUCGACUCUGAUUCCUCCGCCGAUAAAUCCGCUGCCGGGUUUUGUAUAAUAGAAGGGCCUGAAACAGUACAAGACUUUGCGAAAAUGCAACUACAAGAGAUUCAAGAUAACAUUAGAAGCCGACGAAACAAGAUCUUCUUGCACAUGGAAGAGGUACGGAGGCUAAGAAUACAACAACGGAUUAAAAACACAGAACUUGGUAUCAUAAAUGAAGAACAAGAACAUGAAUUACCUAAUUUCCCAUCUUUUAUCCCAUUCUUACCUCCAUUGACUGCUGCCAAUUUAAAAAUCUAUUACGCAACUUGUUUUUCACUCAUCGCCGGGAUUAUCUUAUUUGGUGGUCUUCUAGCUCCUACUCUAGAGCUGAAGCUAGGUAUUGGAGGCACAUCAUAUGCAGAUUUCAUUCAAAGCCUUCAUCUACCUAUGCAACUGAGUCAAGUGGAUCCGAUAGUAGCUUCGUUUUCUGGAGGAGCUGUUGGUGUGAUUUCAGCUUUGAUGGUAGUUGAAGUCAACAACGUAAAGCAGCAAGAACACAAGAGAUGCAAAUACUGUCUAGGAACUGGGUAUCUAGCUUGUGCUCGUUGCUCUAGCACAGGUUCUCUUAUUUUAGCUGAACCAGUCUCAACUAUUGCUGGUGGGAAUCAUUCUCUAUCACCGCCCAAAACAGAAAGAUGUUCAAACUGUUCAGGUGCCGGAAAGGUGAUGUGCCCGACAUGUUUGUGCACAGGAAUGGCUAUGGCGAGUGAGCAUGACCCUCGGAUCGAUCCCUUCGAUUAAAUCUGCAACACUAUCUACUUCCUCAGAAUCUCGUUCUGUCAGUGUAACUAAAAAUGGUAUGUACUGAUGAAUAAUUACAACAGCAUCUUUUCAUCUGUAUAUACACACGCAAAAGAAGUUAAAUACAAUGUUAGUACUGUCUUCUCAAACGUCAAAACAACCUAGCUACACUGCACCAGCUAAAUCAACAACUCGAAACCUGCAUGAUGUGUACGUCUUGUGAGUUGUGACUUGAUGAAACGGCAUGUAAUGUUUGGUUUCUCCAUUAAGCAAAAAAAGCUUGUUUCCUGUUAA
Molecule: messenger RNA, 1318 nt
Organism: Capsella rubella
Lineage: Eukaryota; Viridiplantae; Streptophyta; Magnoliopsida; Brassicales; Brassicaceae
Product: protein ORANGE, chloroplastic
Exons: 8
Coding region: 95-1024 (309 amino acids)
Source: RefSeq, a predicted model, not a curated record